AUGGUAGCCAAUCAUGUUGAAGCACGUCAGCAGCCUACAGAGAUUCCAAAACAGGUUGAGGAGGAGCAAACCAAGGGAAAACCCCUAGGAGGAAGUGGUAAUGAUCAAAGUGAAGGAAAGGUGAUGGAGCAGUCCUCAGGAAAGGCAAAGAUGGAUGAGUUGGGUGAGAUGAAGAAUUUGCCACCACUUCCUAAUAUUCCCAUUCCACCCCAAUUCCCAUUGCCGCCCCAAAUUCCUGGCUUUCCAAUUCCACAAUUCCCGUUUCCACCCCAAAUUCCUGGCCUUCCAAUUCCGCAAUUCCCCUUCCCACCCCCAUUUGAGAUUCCUAAUGCCCCUCCAUUCCCAUCAAUUCCCAAUUUCCCAUUCCCUCCUUUUAAUAUUCCUAAUAUCCCCCUCUUUUCACCUCCUCCUGCUUAA
Molecule: messenger RNA, 417 nt
Organism: Malus domestica (apple)
Lineage: Eukaryota; Viridiplantae; Streptophyta; Magnoliopsida; Rosales; Rosaceae
Source: RefSeq, a predicted model, not a curated record